AUGCUGUUCAUAUUCACAUCCGCUUUGAGUACUUAUAAACCUUCCGGAACUGAAAAUGUUUAUCAGUUAACUUCAUUAGCUUCAUCACUAAUAAUGUCUCCAACAAUCAUCGUCCUCAUUGUCAUUAUGCUCGUCGUAUGUGUCAGGCUUCUUUACAAGAAAUCUUUAAGCAACCCACACCCUCUGCCACCUGGUCCAAUGUGUUUUCCAUUCAUUGGAUGUACAUUCCAAAUGCUCCUAAACCAGCCUAGUUUUAGGUGGAUCCACAACCUCAUGGAUCAGUUCAACACCAAAAUACUUUGCAUCCGUCUAGGAUCUUCAACUCAUGUCAUCACUGUCACCUCCCCAGAGAUAGCAUGCGAGUUCCUAAAGAAACAAGAGGCAAUAUUCAUUUCAAGACCAGACUUCAUUUCUGCAUAUCUGAUGAGUGACGGCUAUCACACAGCUGCCAUGUCCAAUGGAGACCAAUGGAGGAAGAUGAGAAGAAUUGUAACUCGCGACAUGCUCUCGUCCCAAGUGCACAAAUGGUUGCAAUCCAAACGUGAUGGAGAAGCCAACCAGUUGCUUGGGUACAUAUGCAAUCAAAUACAGAACGGAGAUCACAUAACUGAUGGGGGGUUAAUAAACAUUCGAAUGGUGAGCCAACAUUUCUGUGGAAACUUACUGAGAAACAUGAUUUUUGGAAGAAGGUUUUUUGGGAAAGGAAGUGAAGAUGGUGCGCCUGGUGAAGAGGAAACUGAACAUAUUGCGGCUAUUUUUAACAUCCUAAAGUAUCUUUAUGCAUUUUGCAUCACAGAUUAUCACCCAUGGUUGAGAUGGAAGUCUGAUUUUGAUUGCCACGAAAAGAACAUUGAUCGGCACUCAAAAUUGCUCGAAAGUAUCAAGAUCCAUUGA
Lactuca saligna is the source of this 894-nucleotide messenger RNA. The record is from the annotation of a GenBank genome assembly. NCBI's taxonomy places the organism in Eukaryota, Viridiplantae, Streptophyta, Magnoliopsida, Asterales, Asteraceae.